This is a messenger RNA of Solanum tuberosum (potato), 1886 nucleotides long. RefSeq names its product probable inactive serine/threonine-protein kinase bub1. Lineage: Eukaryota; Viridiplantae; Streptophyta; Magnoliopsida; Solanales; Solanaceae. Gene Ontology annotation, biological process: mitotic spindle assembly checkpoint signaling; meiotic sister chromatid cohesion, centromeric. Gene Ontology annotation, molecular function: protein kinase activity. Bases 70 to 1788 code for a protein of 572 amino acids. The record is from RefSeq and is a predicted model, not a curated record. The transcript has 6 exons.
CGGCGGUCUCCAAAAAUUCAAAUUAGGGUCUGUGUUGAAUACCAAUCUUUGCUCUCUCAGUGGAUUCCAAUGUCUGUUAUGUACAAUGAACUCUUCUCUUCUCUGAUUUCCGACAUCAAAUCCUACAAUGGCAAAGACCCUCUUCUCCCUUGGCUCCGAGGAAUUAAGAAGAUGAAAGAGUCACUUCCUCCGCAGCUGCUCAAGGAGAAACUCCCAAGAUUUCUUCAGAAAUGUGCACAAACUUUUGAGACCGAUCGCCGUUAUGCUAAUGAUAUGCGUUAUCUUCGAGUCUGGUUACAACUGAUGGACUAUGUGCACGACCCAAAAUCGGUACUUAAAGCUAUGGAGUCAAAUCGUAUCGGGAUGAAAAAGUCUCUGUUUUACCAAGCAUAUGCUCUUUAUUAUGAAAAGAUUAAAAAGUUUGAGGCUGCGGAGAAGAUGUACCAAUUGGGUGUGCAGAAGCUUGCAGAGCCACUUGAUGAGUUACAUACGUCAUAUGAGCAGUUCCUUCAUCGGAUGGAGCAGCGUAAGAAUAAGAGGAUACAGCGCCAAGAAGGAAAAAAUAAAAUAUGUUCUCUUGGUGCUAAAAACACUACUUUGAAGAACAAUGAGAUUAAGGAAAACAUUGAGAAUUUAAGUGGAAAUGAAAACAAUCCUGUCAUCACCGAGGAUCAGUUACCCAAUGCACGAUCCAAGCAUUUAAAUAUGAAAAAUGAAGUUGCCAUUUCACAGGGCUCCAGGAGAGAGUCACAAGUGAACGAAACUACUCAUGGUGGUCCAGCCCUUCAGAAGGAACUCAGUCGAAAAAAUUAUGUUGGAGACACUAUAGAAACAGAUAGAUGCCGAAAUUUUACUGGUGAAGACACAGUUGUUGUUAAAUUUGUAGGUAAUGCCAUUGUUGGGAAGUCUGAUGUCGAAGAUGCACGACAUCAUGGUCUGGUGGAACCUACCAUUAAUACAAAGGAGGCCAUGCAUGCAAUUAAUAGCAUGUUUCGAGAGCCAUUAGAGCCAUCUCUAGCUGGAAAACAUUCGCGUAGAAAUCAGCCAAAAGUUGAUCAGAUAUCAAACAAUGGUUUUGAGGUAUUUGUCGACGAAAACACUGAUAGUGCUGUUGGAUCUUCUCACCAAGCCAUGUCAAAUGGUGCAUCGGUGACACAAAGCACAAGAGUUGAGACUCAAGAGCCCAUGCAGGAUCCAUUUCACAUAUAUAUUGAUGAUGACGACACCAAUGAUGUGAUGGAGGGAGUACAUGAGCUGGAUAAAUUAGAUAUGGGUAACCUUAACAAUUUGACUGGAUGUUCUAUUGAAGGUGAAAUCGUUAAGGGUUUUGUGUUUCCUAGUCCAACUGAUAUUACCUCAGAAUACUCUAGAGAUCCAAAUGUUGAAAGGCCUCCUCAAGGAAGACUCCGUAGGGAGGACACAGUUGUAUACAAAUUUGUUGGCUCCACCAUUUCAGAAGAAUCAGCUGUUGAAAAUGUUUGCCAUCAUGGCCUUGUAGAACCAACAAUUAACUUGAAGGAGGCUAUGGAUGAUAUUAAUAGCAUGUUCGGAAGGCCAAUUGAGUUUACAAGGAAAAGCAAACCAAAGAAACAGGGAUUAGCACCUAAGAUGGAGGGAGAUGGUAGUAGGUUCUUGAUACUUCCAGAUGAUGAGCCACACCAUCAACCUAAGAGUUCCCUGCCAACUUCGUCGUCAAAAAGGGAUAAUGACUUGUUUGAGAAAACCGUAUGCACAAAGGAGGCUAUGGAUGAGAUAAAUAAAAUGUUUGCGAUGCCAUUGGAUUUCUGAGAUGCUGGAGGGCAGUGAGCUGGUCGGAAAGCGAAGGGACCUGCAGCAUAAAUUACAGCCUCGUAAUUACUUCGCUUCAAUGUCUUGUCUAAAAAUCG